Molecule: messenger RNA, 918 nt
Organism: Anneissia japonica
Lineage: Eukaryota; Metazoa; Echinodermata; Crinoidea; Comatulida; Comatulidae
Product: adhesive plaque matrix protein-like
Exons: 3
Coding region: 1-918 (305 amino acids)
Source: RefSeq, a predicted model, not a curated record
AUGCCUGGAUUAGCAUCGCAUCAUGCUGAUGUUAAUUAUUCAAAUCUUCCAUUACGUAUACAUUUUGUUCAAGCAAAUGACAAAGCAAUAUUGGUAUCAGAUAAUCUUUUAACCAGGAACUACCAAUUAGCAGAGAUUGUCUGGGGUUUUCUAUAUGCACAGCCAAAACAUUCCAAACAUACGAAGCAGUUACGCAAACCAGUGACGGCCCCAGGACAUGCCCUCUCAAUUGAACACAAAGUCCCACUUGCUCAGAGCACGUAUUCCAACAAUCAAGCCAACUCAGGGUACUCAUCCGGUUACUCAUCUGGCUUAUCAUCAAAGCAUUCCUCCAGUACUUCCGCAGCCUCGGACAUACCAACUUAUCCUAUGAACUUCUCUCCUGCCACUGCCACUGUUGAAUUCACACCAGUUAGGCCAGCUCCAGUGAGGCCUGCUCCACCAAGGCCAGUAGCAGCGAAGCCUGCCACUCCAGCGAAGCCUGCCACUCCAGCUAGGCCUUACCCCCCACCAUCUAGUACCGUCAAGCCAAGCGCUCCCAGUCUACAUGCAUCAAAUAAUUCAAAUUGGAAAAACAACAGAGUCCCUCCAAAAUUGCCUGCGUUAAGACCGACAUACGCUAAUACAAACAACUCAGCCAGCUCAAGUAUGCCCAUAUCACCAAUUAAACCCCCUCCACCAGUUAAACCACCUCCACCAGCUAAUAUAGCUAAUAAACCAAGGGUGCCUCCAAAGCCUUCGGCAGGUAAGCCGACAGUUCAGCCAGUGCAUCAUUUGGAAGACUGUCCUCCAGAGUGUGGAAUCAACGAGGCAUCAGAAGACAAACCAAAAUCAAAGUAUACAAUGCAGUUAUCCUUUCAGUCCUCCUAUAUGGUUGUGAAACCUGGACAGUGUAUCAACGACACGCCAGAAAGUUAA